AUGACUGGAGUCUGUAGGGAUAGACACUGGCUCUCUCCCUAAACAACCUUGUGGAAGACAAGCCUACAGAUUCUUCAGAUUUGGGAUCAACUACCAAGGAGCGACUAUGAAAUCGGCAGUGCUUCUGCUGCUGUGUCUCGCCUUAGCCGAGGGGAAUAAGAGGGUGCCUCUGAAGAGACAGAGGUCGAUGAGGCGAGCAAUGCGGGCGAGGGGGGGCCUGUCUGAGUUUUGGAAGAAGUAUCAGCUGGAUAUGACCCAGCACAGCGAUGCCUGCCCUGCUGCCACCAAGGCAGAUGAACCCCUCAUCAACUACAUGGAUGCUGAAUAUUAUGGGGAGAUCUCCAUAGGGACCCCUCCUCAGAACUUCACUGUGAUCUUCGACACUGGCUCAUCCAACCUUUGGGUCCCCUCUGGUCUGUGUUCCGGCCAAGCCUGCGAAACCCAUCACAGAUAUCAUUCUUUGGACUCUGUGACUUACCAAGUCGAUGGACGCCAAUUCUCCAUUGAGUAUGGCACAGGGAGCCUGACUGGAAUUCUAGGGAUUGACCUGGUGACUGUGGAGGGGAUCGCUGUGUCUAAUCAGCAGUUUGGGGAGAGCGUGACGGAGCCAGGCAGCACUUUUGUCGAUGCCAACUUCGACGGGAUCUUGGGGUUGGGGUACCCGACCAUUGCGGCAGGUGGGGCGACACCGGUGUUUGACAACAUGAUGGCACAAAACCUGGUGGAGAUGCCCAUCUUUAGUGUUUACCUGAACAGGAACCCAGAUUACUCCAGCGGCGGGGAGCUCAUCUUUGGGGGGUUUGACCGCUCGCACUUCUCCGGGGAGCUGCACUGGGUUCCCAUCACAAAGCAGGGCUACUGGCAGAUCCUGGUGGACAAUAUCAAAGUGAAUGGUGAGGUGAUGUUCUGCAGUGGUGGCUGCCAGGCGAUUGUAGACACAGGCACUUCCAUGCUGACGGGACCCACUGCAGACAUCACAGCCCUUCAGCAGCACCUGGGAGCCUCACCCCUGGAUGAGGGCACGUAUGCUGUGGAGUGUGGAAGCAUCAACAUACUGCCUGACGUGACUUUCACAAUCAACGGUGCUGAGUUCACUCUCAACCCGGCUGCCUACAUUGUGAUGGAGGAGUCUGAGGGGCUCUGCACCACUGGGUUCCAGGGUAUGGACAUCCCCCCCCCAGGGGGUCCCCUCUGGAUUCUGGGGGACGUCUUCAUUGGCCAGUUCUAUUCCGUGUUUGACCGAGGCAACAACCGCGUUGGCCUGGCCAAAGCCGUGCCCUGACCCCGUGGUGACCUCUGGAGAGGGAGAGUGGAGAAUAAUCGUGACACUCCCAGAAGUCAACAGCGGCUUAAAAUGAGUUCAACGGCCGCACUGCUUGUAUACAGAAACUGAUCCAACUCCCAGGUGCUGGUUUCUUGUGUGCAAUGAUAAAAAAAGAUGUAAUUGUUUUUUUUUGUAUCAUUUUUUUAAAGGAUGUAGGGCAGCUUCACAGCAGGUGUGAACACUAUAGAAAUCCAAUCAUUGUGAGGAUUAAAUGGUAUGGUGGUGAUUGACAAUA
Molecule: messenger RNA, 1559 nt
Organism: Acipenser ruthenus (sterlet)
Lineage: Eukaryota; Metazoa; Chordata; Actinopteri; Acipenseriformes; Acipenseridae
Product: cathepsin E-A-like
Exons: 9
Coding region: 107-1282 (391 amino acids)
Biological process (GO): proteolysis
Cellular component (GO): endosome
Molecular function (GO): aspartic-type endopeptidase activity
Source: RefSeq, a predicted model, not a curated record